GCAGCUGCAGCAGCUAGCAACACUAUCCCCACUCUCCCACCUAAAUACCAGGUGUUAUAAAUAAGGGAGAAGAAUUUCUCUCGCUGGCUGAAACGCCAACCAGAGAAGCAGGCUGGGUGCCCAGUGCAUUCCCUUGCAAUCUCGCAACCAUGCCAGGAUUCCUUAUGCCCCUGCCAACCAGCAGGCUGUCUGGAGCUCUUGGGAGGUUAUUGAGGGUGUGGGGCAGCUGCCCUAUAACACUGCAAGGUGGGGGAAGGAAGGGUGCAUGUAGUGGAGGCGGGGUCCCCGUUUGUAGGCUGCCAGCGCACUGGGUGUUUGCAAGGGGCAUCCGGAGCUGGGCAGCCGCUCCUCCAUUGGCUAUGGCAGCCAAGGUGGAUCUGACCACGUCCACUGACUGGAAGGAGGCUAAAUCAUUUCUGAAAGGGUUGAACGCUAAGCAGAGGCGAGAGCAUUAUUUCACCAAGGACGUCAUUAAACUGAAGCAAAUUCCCACGUGGAAAGAAAUGGCGAAAAGUGCCCGGGUUAAGCCUCCGGAAGAGGCCAUCUACCCGAAGGACAAUCACCUGAAUGAGAAGAUCUCUCUCUUCCGUGGCGACAUCACCAAGCUAGAGGUGGACGCGAUUGUCAACGCGGCUAACAGUUCCCUGCUGGGAGGAGGCGGCGUGGACGGGUGCAUUCAUCGGGCCGCGGGGCCUUUGCUGAAAGAGGAAUGCCGGACCCUAAAUGGAUGUGAGACUGGCAAAGCCAAAAUCAGUUGCGGUUACCGUCUUCCAGCCAAGUGCGUCAUUCACACCGUAGGCCCGAUCGCUCAAGGGGAACCCAGCGCUGCCCAAGAGGCCGAACUCAGCGAUUGUUACAAGAACAGCCUGAAGCUUGCUGUGGAGAACAAGCUACGGACCGUGGCCUUCCCUUGCAUUUCCACGGGUGUGUUUGGCUACCCCAACGAGGCCGCUGCUGAGGUUGUGCUUCACACUCUGCACAAGUGGCUGGAGGAAAACAAGGACAAGGUUGACCGGAUCAUCCUCUGCGUCUUCUUAGAGACAGAUGAGGCGAUCUACAAGGAGAGGCUGCCUCGGUUCUUCCCUGUCGCUUGACCGCACUUCCUAGUCUCUGCAGG
Molecule: messenger RNA, 1117 nt
Organism: Euleptes europaea (tarantolino)
Lineage: Eukaryota; Metazoa; Chordata; Lepidosauria; Squamata; Sphaerodactylidae
Gene: MACROD1
Product: mono-ADP ribosylhydrolase 1
Exons: 10
Coding region: 150-1094 (314 amino acids)
Biological process (GO): peptidyl-glutamate ADP-deribosylation; purine nucleoside metabolic process; DNA damage response
Cellular component (GO): nucleoplasm
Molecular function (GO): ADP-ribosylglutamate-[protein] hydrolase activity
Source: RefSeq, a predicted model, not a curated record